This is a messenger RNA of Thrips palmi, 1285 nucleotides long. Its product is annotated as retinol dehydrogenase 14. NCBI's taxonomy places the organism in Eukaryota, Metazoa, Arthropoda, Insecta, Thysanoptera, Thripidae. The coding region runs from base 201 to 1199 and encodes 332 amino acids. The transcript is spliced from 7 exons. The record is from RefSeq and is a predicted model, not a curated record.
GCCCGGCCCGGUGCCCAGUCCGCCCAGUCUGCCCACGACGCCCCUCGGCGCGAGACACACCGAGACACCACUCGCCUUCUAGCGCCCCAGCACCAACGGCCGGCCGGCCAGUCACACACUCACCGCACCACCAGCCAGUGUACUCAGCACUCCACAGGCAAGACGCGACCGAGACUCCGAGCUUCUCCAAGACCGCUGGAAUGCUGCCAGAGGUGGGGCUGGGGCCGCAGUUUCUGGCUCUGGCCGCGGCGGCGCUGGUGUGCGGCGCACUCGCCUUGCUGGCUCUCGUCAACCUGUACUGCUUCCUCACGCUCGGAGUCUACCGCGGCAAGGAGAAGAUGCAGGGCAAGACCGUCAUCGUCACCGGCGCCAACUCCGGCAUUGGCCGGAUCACGGCCAUGGAGCUGGCGAAGCGCGGCGCGCGGGUCAUCAUGGCCUGCAGGACCAUGGAGACGGCCAACCAGGCCAGAGAUGAGAUCGUCAAGGAGACCAACAACCAGAACGUGGUGGUGCACAAGCUGGACCUGGGCUCGCUCCAGUCCGUGCGGGACUUCGCGGCCGAGAUCAACAGGAGCGAGCCCCGCCUCGACGUCCUGGUGCACAACGCGGGCAUGGCCAACACCUUCGGCCGUAAGACGUCCCCGGACGGCAUCGAGAUCACCAUGGCCACCAACCACUACGGGCCCUUCCUCCUCACCCACCUCCUUAUAGAUCUGUUGAAGAAAUCGAAACCCAGCCGUAUUGUGGUAGUGGCAUCAGAGCUCUACAAAUUUUCAAGCGUAGACUUAAAUAACAUGAACCCCACCCGCAAAUUGCCCGCUUACUUGUACUAUGUUUCUAAAUAUGCAAACAUCCUUUUCACAAAUGAAUUGGCAAGGCGCUUGGAAGGGACAGGUGUCACUGCUAACUGCUUGCAUCCAGGAAUGAUAGACAGUGGAAUCUGGAGAAAUGUUCCCUUCCCUCUGAACCUCCCUGUCAAAUUAGUGUGCAAAACUUGCUUCAAGACCCCUGAACAAGGUGCUCAAACAACACUGUACUUAGCAUGUUCAGAAGAAGUCGAAGGAGUAAGCGGGAAAUACUUCAUGGACUGCAAAGAACACUCUCUUUCAAGAGGUGCGUCAGACAUGAACGCAGCCAAAAAGUGCUGGGAAAUAUCUGAAGGAAUGGUGAAACUUCAGCCAACAGAUCCCAAGAUUUAGUUAAGAUUGUUUUAAAUGAAUGCUCAUCAUACAAUUUGUUAAGAUUUAUUUCCUUACCAUUUUAUAAUAAAAGUAGAACAAGACAG